CCCGUGGGCCAUCGAACAUUAGUCGUCCGUCUGUGAUUCAAAAUAAUCUUUGUGUCAUUAAACCAAUAACGCUCGUACACAAGUAAUAUUAUUAUCAUACAAAACGGUUUUUCCCGUUUUCGCGCCAGCAAGUCAAUAUGAACGUGAAAAUUAUUGUAAUCGCAUUGUUCGCAGUUGUGACGCUCCUCCAGAUUUACCACUGUAAACCAACACAUCGGUUUGUUAGAGAAACUAAAGACGAAGAUGAGGGUAGAACCAAUAAAAUAAAAGAAUUUCUAAGUCAGUUAUACGGAGGCUCUACUUCUCAGUCACAACCGUCUUCCACACAGCCAGAUUCAUCAACACCAUAUCAGCCAGGGUCGUCUGCAUCAAAUUAUCCAGAUCCAUUAACAUCACCUUUGGUGGAGACCCCAUCUGAGCCCGAAUCAUACUGAGUUACAGCCUUCCAUAGCGGCUGAAGAAAGAAGCACUUCUUAGUCUGGACUUCAAUUUACCGUGUAUCAAAACCAAAUUCUUCAAUCAAUGAACCAUUUUUUAACACAUACAUUUUAACUUCACUGGUGCAUCUGGUACUGGUCCAGGCCGAUGAGCAGUGUCUAACCCAGAAUACAUCAAAUAUAAUAUACCUAUUAAUAAGAACAAAAUAAUUUUGUAAAAAAAAAAAAAAUAAACAAAUUUGAAUUUCCAUCUGAAUAAUAGUAAAAUAAUAAAUCAUCUCUAUUCAAUCUAGAAUAAUCUAUCUUAUGUUAUAGAGAUAUUUAAUAUUUUAAAUUCUGCAAAAAAAGUUAUAAGUUAUCUAUGUAACUAUAUUUUAGAUCCCAAGCAGAGUGAUAAAGGUAUUGGUUUUACAAUUAUGUCUUUCCUUUGUUAUACCUUUUGGAUCUGUAAAAAGCAUUUUUAUUGCUCCUGUCUUUGAUAAUGAUGGUGGUUAUUGGUAAAAUAUUGUAUCUAUUUUGUACUUUGGAAAAAGUUAAAAAUAAAAAGUUCUUAUUACUUUCAAUAUAACAAAAAAAAAUAUAUAUAAUAUAUUAUAUUAACAUUACCGAAAAAAACCGGAAUAUGUACGCAAAACGAGUUUUUCACAAAAUCGAUUUUCUAUAGUAAAACAGUUAUUUUCUGUUAAUCAAAAUAUUUUGUUCUUAGUGAAAUUUGAUGAAAAUAUCGAAAAACAA
This is a messenger RNA of Metopolophium dirhodum (rose-grain aphid), 1172 nucleotides long. RefSeq lists its product as uncharacterized. The record is from RefSeq and is a predicted model, not a curated record. NCBI's taxonomy places the organism in Eukaryota, Metazoa, Arthropoda, Insecta, Hemiptera, Aphididae. The coding region runs from base 138 to 434 and encodes 98 amino acids. The transcript has 2 exons.